AUGGCUGUGGAGGCCGCCAUCAGCCUGCAGCUCAAUGCCUUCCUGGUGCACACCAUGGCAGACGGCCGCCUUCUGCGCCAGAUGAUCGCGCAGCAAUUCCAGGGCAUCGGCGGCAUCCGCCCCUCCGUGUUUGUCGUCAACUUCGACCUGCCGCAGCACGUCAUCCCGCCCGCCUCCCAGCCCCCGCCCGCCAUCCCCACCAUCUACCGCGUGCUGCGCUGCGCCGACCGCAAGGUGGCGGCGCCCAUCCUGAACAACCUGGUGGACCAGGCGCACAUAGAGAAGCUGGCGCUGGGCGGCAGCGGGGAGGCGUGCAAGUCCGCGGCCUGGCAGGCGCAGAACGUGUCUGCCUGCUACGCCCCCGACGGCAGCAAGUACUACCGCAGGGGGUCCACCAACACUUCCAUCCCGCCCCCGCACUGGCUGCGCUGCGCGCGGCUGGGCGUGUCCGCGGCGCAGCAGACGAGCGAGCUCGAGAGGGAGGUGCAGCGGGCGCAGCAGGAGCUGGCGCAGCUGGAGCUGCAGUUCCAGCAGGCGCAGGCCGAUGUGGCGGCGGCGAACGCGGCCGAGGUGGAGGCGCGGCGCGGCGUGGCCGCAGUCAAGCGCAAGCGGUGGGAGACGCAGACGGUGCUGACGCAGCUCACCCAGCAGCCGCCGCCCGAGGUGCUGGCGGCCACGCAGGGUGGCGGCGACAACGACACGCACGCCGAGAUCUGGCAGGCAGCCCAGGCCUGCAUCGACCUGGAGCAGCAGCUGCGGGAGAAGCAGGGUGCGGCGGAGGAGGCCGGGGCGGCCGCGCGGCAGGCGGUGGACGCGCUCCGUGAGAAGAGGGAUGCCAUGACCCGGCUGAACGAGGAGAACGAGGCAUUUGUGUCUAGCUACCACCAGGAGGUGGAGCAGCUGCAGGCGGUGGCUGCCCGGCUGGCGGAGGCGCGGGAGGCGGGCGAGGCGGCGCGCGCGCGGCGCGCCCAGCUGCAGCAGCUGGCCGCGCAGCAGGCGCAGGAGCUGGCGCAGGUGGAGGAGGGCGCGGCGGCGCUGUGCUCGCGAGAGGCCGCGGACGAGGCGCGGCGAGCUGUCGAGGAGAGGCUGCGCGGGAAGAGAGACAUGGGGGAGGAGGAGGUGGCCAGCCUGCUGACGCCCGAGCUGCUGCGGAAGAAGGUGGCGCUGCUGGAGCGAAAGAUUGCGGAGCACGAGCGGGCGGCGGGCGGCAGCCUGGCGGAGCUGCAGGACGCCUUUGCCGCCAGCUCAGCACGCAUGGGGCGCGACGGGCGGCGCUUCCGCGAGGCCAUCUCCACCUACCAAGUGGUGGACGAUGCGCUCAAGCUGCGCACCAAGAAGCUCAGUGAGCUGGACCACCGGCUGGAGGACCUGGUGAAUGCCAAGUUCAGGCAGUACAUGUGGAAGAAAGGGCACUCGGGCAUGAUCAAGCUGGACCGCAAGGCGCAGAGCCUGCAGCUCAAGGUGCAGAUAGGCUGCAAGGGCAGCAAGGAGGGCGGCGCGGUCAAGGACCUCAAGCAGGCAAGCCUGCAGCUGCUGGUGCUGUCUGGCGGCGAGCGCAGCUACACCACCGUGGCGUUCACGCUGGCAUUAGGGGGCCACACAGAGAUGCCCUUCCGGGCCAUGGACGAGUUCGAUGUGUUCAUGGAUGCCAUCAACCGCAGGGUGGCCAUGCAGAAUCUCUUCUGCUUCGCCAAGGAGUAUGCAGAGCUGCAGUUCAUCUUCCUGACGCCACAGGACAUCAGCGCUGUGGACGACGCGCGGCAGGCCUGCCAGCAGCAGGGCCACGAGCUGCCCGCCGGCUUUGUGCGCGUCAUCUCCAUGCGCCCGCCCCGCGCCAACGCCACCCGCGUGCAGUAG
Chlorella variabilis is the source of this 1857-nucleotide messenger RNA. RefSeq lists its product as hypothetical. Gene Ontology annotation, biological process: double-strand break repair via homologous recombination. The transcript has 15 exons. NCBI's taxonomy places the organism in Eukaryota, Viridiplantae, Chlorophyta, Trebouxiophyceae, Chlorellales, Chlorellaceae. The record is from RefSeq and is a predicted model, not a curated record. Gene Ontology annotation, molecular function: damaged DNA binding; single-stranded DNA binding. Gene Ontology annotation, cellular component: nucleus; Smc5-Smc6 complex; site of double-strand break. The coding region runs from base 1 to 1857 and encodes 618 amino acids.